Messenger RNA from Macrosiphum euphorbiae (potato aphid), 4881 nucleotides. The record is from the annotation of a GenBank genome assembly. NCBI's taxonomy places the organism in Eukaryota, Metazoa, Arthropoda, Insecta, Hemiptera, Aphididae.
AUGAGUGACGUGAAAGAUGAAGACAAAGCUGAGGGUGACCAAAGUAUUGAGCAGCAGCAAGCGUCACCAAAAGUGGUCAAUACUGACAUUCCAAUGACAUUUGUGGAGACAGAUCACAGUUCACUAGAACACUGCAAGAAAAAUGAGGGCAAUGAAGCAAAGGAAGGUGACCAGCCAAAACAGGAUGAGAUGAUAAAUACUGUGCGUCUGGUAGGUGAGCCACUGGUCACACAUGGUCCAUACACGUUUUACAGUGCAUUAGCGUAUCGCAAACGCGAUGAUGUAACAAAAAAGAAGAGACGGCGGUGGAAAAAGCCAAUAACAGGGGUGGAUGAUGAAAGUGAUAAUGCUGCCGAAUCUUAUGAUUCAUCAUCGUCAUGUUGCUGUGCCAAUAAUGAUACCGGAAAUGAUUUGUGUUUCUGCGACAAUGGUUCGUCGUCAUCAAGGUCUUCGUCAUCCUCUCGUUCUGAAUGGUCUGUUGUACACAUGAAUCAUUUUUACGCAGUUCGCCCAUGGUAUAGCAAGAAAAACAGCAGUAGUAGUGACGGGCGGCAGCAGAGACGUCAUCGAGAAAACUCACCGAAAUUGACUAAAACAACUACUGCUGCAGCAGAGAGGCAACAGCAUCACUAUCAGCAAUCGGUGUGUAUUGGUGAACUGGAGUUAUUAUGGCGUGAUGACAGUGUGGUAACGUCAUCAACAGCUCUGUCGGCUUCUUCACAGCUCAAGAAACGUAAUAGUAACAGAAUUGUGCCACCUGCACUGUUAAAUGUGGAAUCAAAUGACGGGGAUGAUGGAACAGAUCCUAUGACAAGUAGUAGCAACAUCCAUGGCGAUGCUGUUGCCAGUUCAGAUGAAGACGACGGUGUUAGUGGUGGAUUUGACGAUGAUUCAUCAUCAUUAUUGCCACGCCGUCGCACUUUGCCUAGACGCACUCGUCAGCCGUCGGCUAAGAAACUUGAGGCUGCAGAAUCUUAUGCCGCAGUGGCAGCUGCAGCAGCGUCAGAUAACCAUCACUCGUCACAGUCACCAUACAACCGCAAUCGCUUAUCCACGGCUGCACCGUCAGACCCCACCUCUGUGAGUGUUCCACUUUUAUCACCAGAUGCUCAGUAUAGUCAUGGAAACCUACUGUGCAGUGUUCGGUUAUAUGUGAUGCCUGAUCAGACAGCUACCGGCCGGCUUGGUGGUGUACAUGGUGAGGAUGAAGUGUUAGAGAUCAACACUUGGAGUACCAGUGGUGGUGCAGAAAGAUGGCCGAGUAACAUAUUGACUAAUGGCAACAGUGGUGUAGGAUCUAUCUACAACGGUAGUGGUAGCGUUGACGAUUAUGGUUAUGGUAGUGGAAGUCAUUCGUCAGGAACAUCGCCGUCUGGCUGUUCGGGAUUAGUAUUGCGGGCUGAAGAUUUUAUCGAGUGGGUUCGUGGUGGACUGAUGAACGAUGAUGAAAAUGAAGACACAGAGUCUGAUGAUGAUUCAUUAGAAUUAGAUUGUGAUGAUAACAGCACUAAUGACCGAAAAUGCAAUAGAAUAGAAACUUCAAAACCUAAGGAUGAGCAACUGUCAUCUUUAGUAACGGACACAAUGGCUGAUGUAAAACAAUGUAAGGAAGAGAUAUUAAAUACUUUGAAUGAUGAUAAUAACAGCAAAAUGAAAAUAGAAUCUACCCUGAUCAAAGAUGAAGUGAUAACAGAAAAUUUACUUUCUGAAAAUCCAGAAAAAGAGAAAAAGGAACAAGAAGAACUAACUGUAACUGUUGAUUUUGGUAUUGCUGAUACUAUUGAUGAGGCUGUAGAAGCCGAACAUGUUCCCUUAGCUGCAGCUAGAAUUCACAAAGAACAGUGUGAACGUGUUACUGACCGUCAUCGACGCUGUCGUCGUCAUCGCUUAAAUCAGAGGUCAUUGGUAAAUGGUGAUAGCACUAGUACUGUCGCUAAGGAAAACGAUCAUCGCGAUUAUAAUGUAUCAGCAGUGACAAAUAAAGUUGAAAAAAAACAGGACAAUGAUAAAAAGUGUUGCUGUUAUUGUUGUAAACGCCGUCGUCAAAAUUACCAACAUAAUGAAAAAAGAACAAUAAACAAUGUCAGUGUGGGUAAUAGUAUUAAACAACGAUUGGUGGUGAUGAGCUACUCUCGAUACUGCCGAUAUAGAGCACAAUUGCAACGUAAGUGUGAACAGCAGUUCAGCCAGGGAAAUGCCCCUGUUGUGACAGCUGAUGAUAAAGAAAAGUUGAUGACAACCACAAACCGUGGAGAAGAUUCAAUGACCAGAGUGUUAUUUUGUCGAGACACGUAUGAUUAUCCAGCAGAACUUCUGUUGGAGCCUUUUAAUGCACAACAAAACCAUCAGCAACACACGACAGUUUUGGUAAACCACAUGGCGCCUAAACUCAAAGGCUGGCCUUCUUAUCCAGCAUCCUGGAUGUCAUUCCGAUGGAACCGAGUGCGUCGUCGGUUACGUCACCUUGAGCGUAGUGGUGAUAGCAAUGAUGACCGACGUAGGCGUCAUCGACGUCGAAAGCUUAAGAAGAAAUGUAGUCGACAACAAAUUGGAGCCAGCGGGGCGACUGUGGGAAUGAAUUAUUCGUCAUCAACUGAUGACAACGAUUCUGACGAUUCUGAUUCCGAUGAUGAGUCUUCUGCUACAAAUGAUGCUUCCACUAAUACCACUACCGACACAUCAACUUCAGAUUCGGAUAGUGCACCAUCGCCAUCAACAGUAGUGUCUAAAACUGCCAAUAAGAAUAAUUCUACCACAAAAGUGAACAUUCAUCACACUAACAAAAAAACUAUCUCUACAUCAUCUACUGGAAACAUGGUUGUAAUUAACGGUGCUACUACUGUAUCUGCAGCUAUGAUUAACAAGCGGCCGGCUAUGGCUGUUGGGCAAUCGGGUCAGCAACAACUAACCAAACGUCGCCGCGUGGUUUAUACCACUGAACAACUUCAGAAAAUACAUCCGCAACAAUCGCGAGUAAAUUACCAACAGCAGCAACCACAUCCAAGACCUAGACAGCAACAGCAGCAGUCUAGUCAUCGAUUUAGACAAUUGGAGCAAUUAAAUCAACUUAGUCAAUCUCAGCGUCAACAACACAUCCUCGCUCAGCAACAACAACAAAGACUACAGCCGUUAAACAGACGUCUGCCACCACCUAUUUCGUCUCUACAAUCUUCAACGACUAGAAUAAUACAUCAUCACUUGCCACCUUCGGUAUCUAUUAUGCCAGUCAUAGUCCCCACUACUAAUAGUUCUCCUCAUCAACAACUACAACGAUUCAAUAAUCGAUUGCAAAACCGGCAAAAAAUACAUGCUACUGCUACAGUUUUACCCGUCACUUCCCAGCGAAGAAAUAAUAACAUUGAACGACAACAAACGCCACUUCCACCUGUCAUAAUAGAAUAUGACGAUGACGAUAAUAACCAAGAGUAUGGAUCUGACGAUAAUGGUCGAUACAAAAAAUCAACAGUGGCAGCUAUGGUGGCUUGCCAAAGACGUGUUUCACGACAAAAUUUUAAUGAUGAGCAAAGACAACAGCGAGAAGAUGAAGAAAGGCAGCGUCGAUGGCUAGUAGAUGCUUUGCGAUUGGGUGGAUUGGAAGUUACAGCAGUACCUUUAAAUACAAGUGCUGGUAGUGGAAACAGCGUUGGAAAAGAUGCUAGUUCUGCAGUAACUUCACAACAACGUCGGCGGCGUAAUGUUUCAUUGUGGUCCGCCAAGAACGAAGAUUACAACGGUGGCAUUCAGAACAAACCAUGUCACGGUGGUACUGACGAUGACUCAAAUGUAGAUUCAGACUCAGAUUCUGUAAUGAUGACCGUGACGCCUGAUGUUGUAUGCCUAUUGAACAAGUCUCAGCAACAUGAACAACAAAUACCUCAUCAAAGACAGACAUGUGGAAGUAGUUCCACAACAACAACCUCUGUUACAAUGAGUCAUAAUCAUCAACAGCGACGGCGGUCAGCUAACAUGAACAACAGUAGCAUUGGUGGCCAGCAGCAUACUGCAGCAGCGGCAGCAGCAGCGUUACAUGACAAAAUAAAUCGUGCUAUUAAUUCACUGAAACUGCAACAGCAGCAACAAAUGCCGAACAAAGACACACAAGUCAGUAAUAACAGUAACAAUGUAUUAUUAACCGGUGGAGCUAAUCAUGGCAAUCCUAUUGGUGAUAAUAGUAAUAGGCAACAUCAAAAAUUGCGCAAAAAUGGUGGUGUAGUCCAGCAACAGCAGACAGCAGCCCUUCUAGAUCUUUCUGUUAAGCCAUCAACGUUACAGAACACCUCAAGGCAACAGAGAUCAAUGUCAACAGUCGUUAACAGCAAUCUACAAAAUCAGCAAAACCGAAAAGGUCUAAUACCAUUCCAUUCUACUACCACUUCAGGACCUUCAACUUCCUCAACUAACCUAGAAAUUACAAUUGUACCUGCCACAACUUCAGCUACAUCUAACUCGUUGAGGCUUCUAUCACAGCAGCAACAUAAACGUAGUUUGUCAACAGCAACACAUAAUAGUGGCGGUUCUGCUUCUAGUUCUUCUGCUCCAAUGACGGUUAGGCAACAACUACAACGUCGGAAUUCAACUGUGGUCCCAACAGCUACAGCACCAGCAUCCAUUGUAGACAUGUUAUGUGGAAGCAGAAGUCGAAACCUCCAACAACGUAAUGGUAGUAGUAUGUCUGUAACAGCAACAUCUACUAUUACUACUACUACUUCUUCUUCUACUACUACUUCUUCUUCUUCUACUACUACUUCUUCUUCUACUACUACUCCUUCUUUGCAGCAAAACCAACAGCAACAAAUGUUCAUAAUAGCUGCUACUGCAAUGGCUGCUCAACAACAACAGAAAACUGAUAAGCGUAAGUCACAACAAAAUAAAAAAGAUUAA